ACGGGUUUGACGGGGGGUGACGGUUGCCCCGGGCUAGCGUGUUGUGACGAAGUGAUGUGACGAUAGGUGAGCGGUUAUCGUGCUGGGUUUAAUGCUCACCCAAAGACUGAAAAGCAAUAAGAGUUAUGGACACACGACGAUACAAUUACAAGGCAAACAUAACAUAAUGUGAAGAGAUGACCACUCCUCACUCGACGAGCCCGCACCUAUACCCGUCUAAGCGACCGCCUGACACCGGAAAAAUACCCAACCAUGCCAACAAGACGAAAGAUCCCAGCGAGCUUAUGAUGCUGGUAGACGAUUUUAGCGACUAUUUCUAUGGCAAUACGAGUCACGAGUUCAGCGGGCACAAUGAAACUCUAGAAGUCCUGAACGAUGUGUAUUCGAACUGCACUUUCAAUGGGACAUUUAAUAUCUCGUGUUUCGGGAAGGUGGAAGUGGUCCCGCAGUACAAUCUGUGGGCGUUGUUGCUAUUGAUUUUUCCGUUUUUUACUCUAUUCGGUAAUGUGCUAGUGAUAAUGAGUGUGGUGCGCGAACGAACGCUUCAAACUGUGACCAAUUAUUUUAUAGUGAGUCUGGCGGUUGCUGACCUGUUAGUGGCGGUCGUGGUGAUGCCGUUUGGAGUUUAUUAUUUGGUGCACGGCUCAUGGGGUCUGCCAGCGUUUGUGUGUGACGUGUACAUAGCGAUGGAUGUCACAUCAUCAACGUCGAGUAUAUUCAAUCUAGUGGCCAUCUCAGUUGAUAGGUACAUAGCAGUAACACAACCCAUCAAGUACGCAAAACACAAGAACAACCGUCGCGUCUGGUUCACAAUCGUCCUCGUGUGGAUGAUCUCCGCGGCCAUCGGGGCCCCAAUCGUGCUGGGCCUCAACGACACGCCGGACAGGAACUAUGACGAGUGUUUGUUCAACAGUCAGAACUAUGUGCUGUACUCCUCGCUCGGCUCCUUUUAUAUCCCCUGUAUUAUGAUGAUGUUCCUGUAUUAUAAUAUAUUUAAGGCGUUAAGGAAACGUGCGAAGAAACAGCGGGCAGCGAAGAAGCCACCUACAGCUGGUGAACACACCGGCACCACCACAGCCCUGGUGAUAGAGAACGUGGCGGUCACCAGGCAGCUGGAGACCGCGAUAGAUGAUAGACCAACCAACACUGGCUCUGGGAGCAAUGAGGAUGAUCAUGAAGAUAGUUUCGACAAGCGGUCGAUAGAUCUAGAAGCGGAUGCUGAACUGUGCCACGUGAUCCCCAACGACAAGUCCACGGAGUUCAUGCUGGCCACCGUCACUGAGGAAACUGCCAAGCCUUCAAGAAAAAAGUUAAAAUCGCAAGUCCUGCAAGAUCCAAACGGGAACAAUGAUUCAGGAUAUGUGCCUUCCAAUCUAGAAGAUACGAUAAGAGAACACGUGUCACCACCACCAUCACCAGCAGUUAGGGAUGCUACAGUGAUCAGGAACGUGGCAGCAUGUGAGAGAUGGAAGAAGAAGAAUGGCAAACGUGUUGAGUCGGACUCCAGGAAUGCCUCAAUAGCUUUCCGCUCAGACGACGACCUCGGCUCCAGUCAUUAUGACAUUCGAGACGGCACCAACAGUAAAAAGGAAAGAAAAGCGAGCUCCACGGCCCGUUUCACUAUUUACAAGGCUAAUAAGGCAAGCAAGAAGAAACGGGAAAAGUCGUCAGCCAAGAAAGAAAGGAAAGCCACCAAGACUCUGGCUAUUGUCUUAGGUGUAUUCCUUUUCUGCUGGACGCCGUUCUUCACUUGCAACGUGUUAGAUGCCAUCUGCGCCAAAUUCGGCCUGCAGUUCUCCCCUGGAGUCACCGUGUUCAUCCUCAACACCUGGCUCGGUUACAUCAACUCCUUCCUCAACCCCGUCAUCUACACGAUCUUCAACCCUGAAUUCAGGAAAGCCUUCCGAAAAAUCCUCAAAUGCAGCACCUAGCGUUCGGACUAUGUGGUCGUUUUUACACAUUAGAUCUCGUAAUUUUACAAAUGUACAUACAUCUACAACGAACGUUCUAGAGAUCUUGACGGCCAGACUUUUGGUAGGAAAUAGCAUAUCAAAUUAGUACUUUGAAUUCUAGUCUGUAUAAAUGCUUUAAACGUGUACUUAUAUCAGUAUUAAUAUUAUUAAUAGCAAUUGAAAUGCCAAACCUGUAGAUCUAAGCUUUCGUUUGUUUAAGGUUGUGAUAUUUUUUAUUUCUUUAGAGUUACUUAUUAGAAUUUAGUUAUGUUUGUUUCAUUGUUAUUUAGUUAAAUAAAUUAUAACGGAUUAGACUGAAGCUUUUAACUUCCACGUACGUAGAUGUGGCGUAGUUCAAGUGGAUUUCAGCUUCAAUUAUUUUAAAAUAUAAACAGUUUCAUACUGAAUCCGUUAGAAUGUCUAUGUAUCUAAAGAUAAAAUCUCUACUCGUUGUUAGCUUGGACAUCCGUCCAUGUUUAUUUAGCUACGGUACUCUGCUAGCUACUAUUGUUAUUUAUAAAAUAGUUAUUAUGGUAUGGAAUAUUAUAAAUAAUACAUAUAACGAUAAAAAGUCAAUGCACGGCGUGAUUUGAAAAAUGUAAAUAUGUUAAACUAUAAUUUGAUCAUAUCAGAGGUAAUGAUGUAAAUAACUUCUUAAAUAAAACUUAUGUUAGUUAGAUCGAUGUUUUUAUAACGGUUAAUGAAUUUUAAAUUACAAUAUGUAUUAGAAUCAGUAUUGAUAUAGUCGAUAUGUGUAUUGUUAACU
Molecule: messenger RNA, 2718 nt
Organism: Colias croceus (clouded yellow)
Lineage: Eukaryota; Metazoa; Arthropoda; Insecta; Lepidoptera; Pieridae
Product: dopamine D2-like receptor
Exons: 9
Coding region: 177-1931 (584 amino acids)
Biological process (GO): adenylate cyclase-activating adrenergic receptor signaling pathway
Cellular component (GO): membrane
Molecular function (GO): G protein-coupled receptor activity; dopamine neurotransmitter receptor activity, coupled via Gi/Go
Source: RefSeq, a predicted model, not a curated record